AUGUCAGUCAGACACGGAGAGCAGGGUAUCCUGAAUGUGGAGGCAGGAAUCAGGGAUGUAGAAGAGGAGGAAGACUGCUUGCAACAGUUCUCAUGUUGUCCAGCUUGCAAACAUGAGUGUGAAGUCGCCCUGAUCCUGCCGUGCUCACACACCAUGUGUGGUCCCUGUAUCAAAGCCCAGGAGGGGGUGAGGUCGGAUCAGCCUCGUGGCGUCAGUCUACUGGUCUGCUCUGUGCUCUGUCCAUGCUGUCGACAUCCCGUUGAGCUGCCAUGCUGGACCUGGUCAUCUGCAAUUUCCUGUUUGCCAGUUCAUCCCACCCCGAGUCCUGCAUGUGUCUUCAGAGAGACUGGAAACAGUGAGGGAGCAGCUGGAGAUCAGCUCCAUCAGGUAGAGGUAAAAAUGAUUUGUGAAUGAAAUAUAAUGUGAUCAGUGUGUUUUUGAUGACUGAUCUUGAUUUUUAGAGAUAUUAUCCAAACUAAUACUGUACUGUUACCCCGCCUUGGUCUGACACUGUGACUUGGGGGUAGAUGACAGCUCUUAAACGUCUCAUUCUAGCAAACACAGUGUUUAUUUUCCUUUUUUGAGCGAUAUGGCCGAGAAAAAAAUCCAGUCCAUACUAUGGUAUUAAUGAACAUUCGUGUCCCCAGACAAAGUAGAAACUGUUGAAAACACCCACAUUAGAAUGCCAGACCAACAGGGGGCAAUAAUGUGUAAUCAGUCUGUCACCUCAGUGAGCAUCAGUGAUAAUCAAGCUGUGUACAGAGAGUCAAAUCAAACCCCACUGAGUGUAAUUUAUUACUUGCCCUUGCUCCACAGUAAACAUGCAAUGGAACAAACCUGCAGCCCACCAUCUUGCUGCAUAAACAAUUACUAUGCACAGCACAUACAGUGCUGCAGUUAACCUCAAGGUUCAUUCUAAAUACUGAUGAAAUAAUGCUGAUAGUCAGAAUAACAAUCCUGCCUCUGUGGCUAUGACCUGAUUGUCGGUCAUUUUGGGUUAAAAUGAGUACAUUUAUGUACUGCAUUUGAAACCACAGAUGCCACUCAUUUAAAAUCUUUGUGUAUAUAAGGGUAAGUGUAGAUGCCUUACAAUUUAAAUCAGUUUGUGCUGUGACCUAUUUUCCUCUCCAUGUGUUUCAAUCUGACAACUAAAGAGGGUGGACACAUGCUGCCACAGUUCACCUGAUGUGACUGCGCUCAGCUGUUUACAUGGUAAGUUGGGGGAUGUAUGUGUUAGCCAGGCCAAAUUCUGGGAAUAUGCUUUUUUGUGUGUGUAAAUGAACUUUAUACUGAACUUAACACGAGAACCUCCAGAACAGUGUGCGCUCUCCUUAUUCAGCCCCUGCAGACUCCACAGCUGCCUGUUCCUCAUUAGCACCAGAGGAUGGCGACGUAAACCUGCGAGAGGAGGAGAUGGAGCAGUCUGUCUAUGGUUGGGAAUCAAAUCUAAAGCUUCAGCUGUUUAAUUGUUUUCAAUGAUUUCCAUCAUACAAAACAAUCAAUUCUGACUCCUUUUAGGACUUCUUUUUACCCUGAACUCCUCAACUGUUCCGUCAGCCCUCCAUCUUUCCAAGUCCGCCCUCACCAUUACACACAGAGGAGACAGUGCUCCUGUCCCACUUCACAAGACCAAGGUCAGAUCAUUGACCUCUGACCCCAGAUUUUCCAAUCCCCCAGUCUGUGCAGAUGUUGUCAUCAGACGGGGGCAGUAUUACUGGGAAGUGGAUGUGUGUAACAGCUCCGUCUACAGGAUCGGUGAGAUCUUUACUGUGUUUGUUUUGAUUCUAGUGUGUUUAUAUCAUCCAGAAACCCUCACAGUUAGUCAGCAGGACUGUGCUUGUUUCACAAGCCCACAGUAAAGACACAUGCACACGUCACCAGACAUGACUGCUCAGUUUAUAGUGCCACCAAGCGGGUAUACCGGUCAGACCAUUUUGUCAAAUUACUGGAACAAUCUGGCAUGAAAUGAGAUGUAUUUUCUGAAGAAUGGCAGCUUCACUGCUAUAAGGGUGAAACUUUUCUCACUGAAAAAAAAAGCGACUCUGAGUUGUUAUUCUCAAAAAAAUACAUAAAAUUGAUUGAUUGAUAGAUGAUUGAAAAAGUUGCAGUCAGAUAAAUAAACUGUUAAUAUAAGCUGAUUAUAAAAGCUAAAAUUUUCUAAUAUUGAUAUUGUGCAUGUCAGACAUUCAGAAGUACCUCAUGGUCUCCAGAGACGUGGUAUCUCUGAAACACAGUCUUUCUAGACACAAACAAAUAUAUUAGGAUGUUGCACUAAUGAGACAGUAUCUCACAGUUUUACAAAUAAGCCAUAAAUGAUUUAUUGCAUUAGUCAGAAUAAAGCUGGAAGGUGACUUCAGUCCAUAGUUUGAUCUGGUCUGUGCUUGUGAACCUUGACACCGGCCAUUGCUUUUCAACUUUAGUAAAUGCACUGAAAGAUAUCAGUUAUGACACAUUUGAGUUGCAGAAAUUUCAGUCAAAGGUUAAAAAUCUUGUGAAGUUGAUCUGUUUUGGGAACUGAGUGUCAAAUGUGUUUCUUCUUCAGGUGUGAGCUCAGCCGACGGUACCUGCGGCUGGUGGCUGGAAAGACACGGCUCAUCUUUUUUUGCUGUGUUUGAUGGAAGUCUGGAGCCUCUCCGCACAGUCCCACCUCAGAUUAAAACCCUCGGGGUCUUCCUCAACAUCAGUGGUGGGGCCUUGAGUUUCCACAACCCCCUGACCCAGGAGCACCUGGCCACGCUUCCGACCCGCUUUGGCUCUGCUGGAGUGCUCCCAGCACUGGGCCUGGGUCAGGGUCGACUCAGGCUGCACUGCGGCUUGCCCCCUCCUCCUCAUGUGUUCCUCAGCAAGUACUCCACCUACAAGGGGCCUCGCGGAGCCGGUGGAGGUCGUUGGCGGAGGGAGGUUCCCUUCCAAUCAGUAAGAAAAGUGAUACAGAAGUUUGAGGAGCUGGCGGUGUCGGACUCAGACUCUGGCCUAGUGUCCAGUUUUGGCUCGUCUUGCUCCACCUUGACUUCUCUUUCCUGA
Molecule: messenger RNA, 3024 nt
Organism: Xyrichtys novacula (pearly razorfish)
Lineage: Eukaryota; Metazoa; Chordata; Actinopteri; Labriformes; Labridae
Source: the annotation of a GenBank genome assembly